AUGCGCUCCUUUGCUUUCCUUGCCCUCUUCGCCAUCUCCUCUUCCGUUGCUGCAGUGCCCCUUCAGCCUCUCAUUGUUCCCCCGUUUGACCCCAGUAAAAUUCUCUGCCAACUUCCUAUCCUCAAGAAGUAUUUAUGUCCGUUGGCAGGCACAGCUGCUCUCAAUAGGGCCACUCCACUAGGGACUGCCAGAGGGGUCGCUGAUGUCGAUGGUGCUUAUAGGUUCCCCGUCAGAUAUGCUUCAGCGCCUAGAUGGGGCCCUUCCACCCUCGUCUCUUCUUGGGACCUUCCAAACGGCUUCACCACCCCUUCCAGUUUGCCACUUGCUUGCCCCCAAGAUGGUGUCGAUGAAUCAGCGUUCUCCGAAGAUUGCUUGUCUAUGGUUCUAUACGUACCACCAUCUUUGACUCUAACCAGCAAUGCGCCAAUUCUUGUCUGGAUUCACGGUGGCUCAUUUGUCGUCGGCUCUGCGACCGGUCCCGGUUUGGAUGGAUCGAAGCUUGCAAUUGCCACAGACUCUAUCGUCAUCGCUGUGCAAUACCGUCUGGGUGUUUUGGGCUUUAUGGCACCCAAUGGCGCGACAAACCUUGCGGUCAAAGAUGUUAUCACUGCUCUUCAGUUUAUCAAGAAAAUUGCCCCGUCAUUUGGAGGGAGCAGUUCAAAGAUAACGCUGGCCGGGCAAAGUAGUGGCGCCACAAUGAUUAGAGCCCUCCUCGCCACCCCUGCAGCAUCCUCUCUGUUCAAAUCGGCAAUCAUACAGUCUGACCCUAUGAACUUUGGCUUUUUGAGCUCUCAAACUCAGGCAACCCUUCAAAAUUUCUUCAAUGAACAAACUGGCUGUGCUUCAACGGAUUCCAAUUGCCUGAAUGCCAUGUCUCUGGACGAUGUUUUAGACAGCCAGGACGCUCUCCUCAAUAAUGCUUUCGGUCUGGACCCGUCUACUGGUCGCAAUGUUCCUAUUAGGCCAGUUCUGGAUGGUUCCGUCAUCAACACUCCUCUAGACUCUACGAAGCCAUUUCCCACGGUCUCUAAACCUGUAUUGUUAACUACCGUAACUCAAGAGGCUGCAUUUGCUAUCUAUAGUGCUUUCACAACCCCUCUUCCGGAACAAGCGCUCAUUCCCGUUUGCGAUGACACCUUUGGCGAGGAACGCACUGACGUCGUUGUCUCCUCUCCUCACUACGCUGUGCCGCCUGGCGUAAAUGGCACUUUUGACGCCCGUGUUCAGCUUCAGACAAUCGGGACAGAUUACCUAUGGAAGUGCUCAGGUUGGACCUUCGCCAGGAAUUGGGUUCAACACGGUGGCACUGCUUACGUUGGACAAUUUGUUGUUGGCGCCUCUUAUCCAGGCAACGAAGCUGUCCCAUAUUGCUUGACACCCGGCGUCGUGUGCCAUCAAGACGAUAUACAGAUAGUUUUUGGCACUGUGCCCAAUCCCACCAGUGCGCAGUCUGCUCUCAUUACAGAGAUCCAGAAGCGAUACAAAGCAUUCUUGAACAACGGUAACCCCAAUGCCGCCGGGGUUGCCACCUGGUCUAAAGCCACUAACUCCGAUGUGAAGGCCAUGGUUCUAGGAGGGACGGGCCAGGUCGCCGUCGGUGCAUGCAGCCCAAACUUCUGGGGUGAUGCCGUUCAAUACGACUACCAAUUUUAUAAUGCGUAG
Messenger RNA from Psilocybe cubensis, 1662 nucleotides. RefSeq lists its product as uncharacterized. NCBI's taxonomy places the organism in Eukaryota, Fungi, Basidiomycota, Agaricomycetes, Agaricales, Agrocybaceae. The transcript has 6 exons. The record is from RefSeq and is a predicted model, not a curated record. The coding region runs from base 1 to 1662 and encodes 553 amino acids.